AUGAGUUCUGCUAAAGUUGCCACCCUUACUUCUAUUAAAAAGGAAUCCAGUAUCUCCAGGGAAGCUAAAAAAGAACUCCCUCUAGAUCUUCAGAUUGAGAAACUCAUUAGGUCGGAUGCACACGUCAGCAUUACCAGAUCUAUUAAGAACCCUUCACUUUCCACAGGCGCCGACAAAUCAGGCCUGGCAAUUCUUCCUGAAAACUCGAAAAAGAGACUAGUUGAAGGAGGGAUAGACAUCUCUAAAGGCUACCCACAGGUUCCUGAUAGAGCUAAAAUCCCAGUCUAUGUCGAUCAAGCACAUGCUAUUCGAGACUAUGACAUGCCUUAUAUCGAAAGAGGAAAGAAUGCCGAUCCCGAGAAAAAAGCAUUGCUCAGUGCAGCUAAAGAGGUUAAAGAUCUUACCACCCAUAUUGGCACGGAGAUUGUUGGUUUACAGUUGGCUGAUUUGACUGAUAAGCAGAAAGAUGAAUUGGCUCUCUUGAUUGAAGAAAGAGGUGUUGUCUUUUUCAGAAACCAGAAAUUGCCUCCAAAAACUCAAAGAGAUUUAGGUGAAUACUGGGGAAAUGUUGAAGUUCAUCCUCAGGUUCCACAAGUUCCUGGUCUACCCGGAAUUACUGUCAUCUGGAAUGAUUAUCUUCAGACUAAGGGUAUGAAUAUAAAUUUCAAGAAUUGCAACAACGGCAAUUUUGAUAUUGUCAGAUAUGGUUCUGUCGGUAACCAAACAUGGCACACCGAUUUAGUUCACGAAAGACAACCUGCUGGUAUUACGCAUCUUCAUUUGGACACAGUUCCAGAUACUGGUGGGGAUACUCUCUGGGCUUCUGGUUAUGGUGCUUAUGAUAAAUUGUCUGAAGAAAUGAAGAAGUUUUUGGAUGGUAAAAAGGCUGUUUUUGUGUCUGCCCAUUCCUAUUUGAAUAGGGACGAUCCGUUUGGCCCUCCGCAACAAGUAGAAAGGAUUCAUCCAUUAGUUAGAACUCAUCCUGCAACUGGAUGGAAGUUCUUGUUUGUUAACCGUUCCAUGACCAAAAGAAUCGUUGGCUUGACACCUGUAGAAUCAGAUGUCAUUUUGAACUACUUAUUUGAUGUCUACGAGAAGAAUGCCGACAUUCAGGUGAGAUUUAACUGGAAAUCGGAUCCUGGCUAUGGUACUUCUGCUAUUUGGGAUAACCGAUCAUCUCAACACAGAAAUGUGUGGGACAACGAAGGAAAAGUUCCUAGACAUGGUACAAGAGUCACAUCUUUGGCUGAAAUUCCAUAUUUUGACCCUAAAUCAAGGUCUCAAAGGGAAUCACUAGGUCUUCCAAUUACAAAAGAAGAUUAA
Messenger RNA from Brettanomyces nanus, 1323 nucleotides. RefSeq lists its product as uncharacterized. Gene Ontology annotation, cellular component: cytoplasm. The record is from RefSeq and is a predicted model, not a curated record. Gene Ontology annotation, molecular function: 2-oxoglutarate-dependent dioxygenase activity. The transcript has a single exon. NCBI's taxonomy places the organism in Eukaryota, Fungi, Ascomycota, Pichiomycetes, Pichiales, Pichiaceae. Bases 1 to 1323 code for a protein of 440 amino acids.